GUAACUAAAGAAACAAAACAAGAACAUAUCUAAAGUUCAUCAAGAGCUUGAAGAUGACAACGAUGACAGAGAUGAGAGUACAUAUGGAUUGUGCCGGAUGUGAGAGCAAGGUCAGAAAAUCUCUCGAGAAAGUUAAAGGUGUUGAUAAUGUAGAAAUAGAUAUGGCUAUGCAAAAAGUGACAGUAACAGGAUGGGCUGAUCAAAAGAAAAUACUCAAAACAGUUAGAAGAACUGGUAAAAGAGCUGAAAUAUGGCAAUUUCCUCAUAAUCCUGAGAUGAGAAAUAACCCUAGUUAUGUCACUGAUCAUUAUUAUCAACAACAAGGCUGCAGUGGUCCGGCCACUUAUUACGCCGGAGAACCACCGGUUUCCGCCUAUAACUAUCGCAAACACGGCUACGAUAACUAUGGCCGUGCCUAUAGUCUUUACAGGGGCAAUUCAAACACAUUUGGUAGUCGUGUUGGUGAUGCAUUUAGUGAUGAGAAUCCUCGUGGUUGUAAUAUUAUGUAA
This is a messenger RNA of Solanum verrucosum, 509 nucleotides long. Its product is annotated as heavy metal-associated isoprenylated plant protein 28. Bases 54 to 509 code for a protein of 151 amino acids. The transcript has 3 exons. NCBI's taxonomy places the organism in Eukaryota, Viridiplantae, Streptophyta, Magnoliopsida, Solanales, Solanaceae. The record is from RefSeq and is a predicted model, not a curated record. Gene Ontology annotation, molecular function: metal ion binding.